CCCUCACUACUCGCCGUUUCAAAAUGCUGCUGAGGCCUUAGGGCCUGAGACUGACGCCCCCUCCCCCCCGGGCUCGGCGGGGGAGCGACUCAUGGAGCGGCCGUAAGGAUUUAUCAACAGACUGCAAUUCUUCACUGCCAAAAUGACAUCAUUUUCCACCUCUGCCCAGUGUUCAACUUCUGACAGUGCUUGCAGGAUCUCUGCAGAACAAACCAAUCAGGUACGACCAAAACUGCCACUUUUGAAGAUUUUGCAGGCAGCAGGUGCACAAGGUGAAAUGUUCACUGUUAAAGAGGUCAUGCACUAUCUAGGCCAGUACAUAAUGGUGAAGCAGCUUUAUGACCAGCAGGAGCAGCAUAUGGUGUAUUGUGGUGGAGAUCUUCUGGGAGAACUGCUAGGACGCCAGAGCUUCUCCGUGAAAGAUCCAAGCCCCCUCUAUGAUAUGCUAAGAAAGAAUCUUGUCACUUUAGCCACUGCCACUACAGAUGCUGCUCAGACUCUCGCUCUCGCACAGGAUCACAGUAUGGAUAUUCCAAGUCAAGACCAACUGAAGCAAAGUUCAGAAGAAGGUUCCAGUUCUAGGAAAAGAAUGGAAGAAGGCAAUAUACCUACACUGCCUACCUCACAACAUAAAUGCAGAAAUUCUAGAGAAGGUGAAGACUUCAUAAAAAACUUAACCCAAGGUGAGACCUCUAAGCUGGACCUUGGGUUUGAGGAGUGGGAUAUAGCCGGAUUGCCUUGGUGGUUUUUAGGAAACCUGAGGAACAACUAUACACCUAGAAGUAAUGGCUCAACUGAUUUACAGACAAAUCAGGAUAUAGGUACUGCCAUUGUUUCAGACACCACAGAUGAUUUGUGGUUUUUGAAUGAGUCUGUAUCAGAGCAAUUUGGCGUGGGAAUCAAAGUUGAAGCCGCAGAUACUGAACAAACAAGUGAAGAAGUAGGGAAAGUAAGAGACAAAAAGGUGAUUGAAGUGGGAAAAAAUGAUGACCUUGAGGACUCCAAGUCCAUAAGUGACGACACUGAUGUAGAAGUUACCUCUGAGGAUGAGUGGCAGUGUACUGAGUGCAAGAAAUUUAACUCUCCAAGCAAGAGGUACUGUUUCCGUUGCUGGGCCUUGAGGAAGGAUUGGUAUUCAGAUUGUUCUAAGUUAACCCAUUCUCUCUCCACGUCUGAUAUCACUGCCAUACCUGAAAAGAAGGAAAAUGAAGGAAUUGAUGUCCCUGAUUGCCGAAGAACCAUAUCAGCUCCAGUUGUUAGACCUAAAGAUGUGUAUACAAAGGAAGAAAACCCUAAACUUUUUGAUCCCUGCAACUCAGUAGAAUUCUUGGAUUUGGCCCACAGUUCGGAAAGCCAAGAAACCAUAUCAAGCACGGGAGAACAAUCAGAUAACCUUUUUGAACAGAGAACAGAUACAGAAAACAUGGAAGAUUGCCAGAAUCUCUUGAAGCCGUGUAGUCUGUGUGAGAAAAGACCACGAGAUGGAAACAUUAUUCAUGGGAGGACGGGCCAUCUUGUCACUUGUUUUCACUGUGCCAGAAGAUUAAAGAAGGCUGGGGCUUCGUGCCCUAUUUGCAAGAAAGAGAUUCAGUUGGUUAUUAAGGUUUUUAUAGCAUAGCUAACUCAGUGAAUUGCAGAAAAUAUUAACAGGGCUAGGUCAUGUUUCAAAAUGUCAGUAUUGAGCAUCUCUACUCAGUGUAGCCCAUUACAUCUGUUUAUUUAUUUGGGUAAACAUCUGUGUUCCCCAACAUUUUUGCUUCUAAACUUAUAUGGAAUUUGAGAAUGAGUUCUUUAGUACUAGGUUGCCAAUUUGGGGGACGCUGUUAACAUGAAAAGAUACGUUAACCACUUCAUUCUCUCCUCAAAGAUGAGGAUCUGGGAGAAAGCAACUGCCAGUACUAACAAAAAUACAUUAAUUCGCUCACUUACCAAAUUAUUUGAAGAUUUACUAUUUCUUUAGUUAAUUGUAUUCCCCAUUCUUUUUUUCUGUUAGGGAAUGUUAUUAGGCAUUAGGAUCCAAGGUGGCUAUUAGAAAAAUACUAAAGCUAACAAAAGAGAUAAUAAUAAAUUUGAUUAGUCAAGGUAUGUAAUGCUAUAUAGAUUGUUGCAGUCAGGCUGCACGAUUCAGAUGAGCUAAAAGAAAAGUCUUGAUAAAGAAGCGCUUUCUUCCAUGUGUGCCUAGAACAAUGGUAUGGAGCAUUUUUGCUAACAUACUCCUAAAAGGGUUUUGAAAAAGUAUAUGUAACCUUUUGCACAUUUUACACCAUGAGGUAUAUAAUUAACAGACAAAGUUUCCUUUCUGGUGAGUUGUAGACCUCUGAGUAGCCAGCCUAAAACAAGCAAUGGAACAUUUCUGUCUCCUUAGAAUGUUUCCCUUGUUCCUCUUUCCAAGCAGUUCCCCCUCCAUUUCGUGGCUCUCAUUCUAGGUUAGCUGUCCUUUUGCACAUGUUUAGUGUGACAUCUAAAUUUUAAAAAUACCUUUAAAUACUUAGAAAGGGUACCCUAUCCAAUAUAUUGUAUAUGUGCCUUAAAAAUAUUUUUCUCAAAGCCUUGGAGCUGUAGGUUUCGUUGAUUAAAGUUAUAGAAAAAAUCCUGUC
Messenger RNA from Herpailurus yagouaroundi (jaguarundi), 2597 nucleotides. It is a transcript of the gene MDM4, whose product is annotated as MDM4 regulator of p53. The record is from RefSeq and is a predicted model, not a curated record. Gene Ontology annotation, molecular function: p53 binding; ubiquitin protein ligase activity. The transcript has 11 exons. NCBI's taxonomy places the organism in Eukaryota, Metazoa, Chordata, Mammalia, Carnivora, Felidae. Bases 143 to 1618 code for a protein of 491 amino acids. Gene Ontology annotation, biological process: regulation of cell cycle; regulation of gene expression; cell cycle. Gene Ontology annotation, cellular component: nucleus.